AUGUCGAAAAUCAGGAAAAAGUUAGUCAUCGUCGGCGAUGGUGCUUGUGGAAAGACUAGCCUUCUGUUUGUGUUUUCUCAAGACGCAUUCCCCGGAUUUUACACUCCAACCGUUUUCGAGAAUUAUGUCGCUGACAUUGAAGUCAACGGGAAAAUGGUGGAGCUUGCCUUAUGGGAUACGGCCGGACAAGAGGCAUAUGACAGACUGCGACCACUGUCUUAUCCCGACUCCGAUGUUAUCCUGAUGUGCUUUUCCAUUGAUAGUCCGGAUAGUUUGGAGAACAUUCCGGAAAAAUGGUCUCCUGAAGUAAGACAUUUCUGCGGCCAUACGGUACCAGUCAUUUUGGUUGGUAACAAGAAAGAUUUGAGACACGACAAAAGUGUGAAGAACGAGUUAUCGAAGUUGAAGCAAGCGCCGGUAUCAAGCGAAGAGGGGCGUGUGAUGUCUGAAAGGAUCAAAGCUUAUUCUUACAUGGAAUGUUCUGCUAAAACUAGAGAGGGAGUCAGAGAUGUGUUUGAAACAGCCGCGAAGGCUUCCCUGAAAAAAACGCCACGCAGGCCUCAAUCAUGGCGUAAAUGUAGUAUAUUAUAGCUAUAAAGACUUAAAAAACUGAUGUAUUUAAAACGGCAGCGAAGGCUGCAGUGAAAAAAAAAAAAAAAAAAUAUGUAAAUGUAGUAUAUUAUAGCUAUAAAGACUUAAAAAACUGAUGUAUUUAAAACGGCAGCGAAGGCUGCAGUGAAAAAAAAAAAAAGAAAAUAUACAGAAGAAAAUGCAGCAUAAUAUAGGAGAAUAACAUUUAAAGGUAUAUUAUAGAACUUUGUCAUAACUGAAUGACCAAUUAUUACAUAGAAAUAUGUUAAUAGCAACAUCUAUAUCCUCCCUGAGUUUUCGGGCUCAAGCUUUGUAGUGUAAUUAGUACAGCGCAGAAACGUUCUGCAUGCAAUUGGCCAUUGUUUUUGUCACCUUUAUUAUUAGUUUAAAAAAAACUCCCAGUAUGGUAGUUUUAUAUGGUUUCAAUCAGAAUAAGAAAAUGUAUUCGGAAGAACUGAUUAUUUUCUUAUUUACUUUUACUUUUUUUACGUCUGAUGAUUUAAUUAACGAAAAAAAAUGCUUAAUUCCCCCACCCCCCCCCCCACCGCCAACUCCCCCUUCCAUGACAAAAAAAAAACACAAACAAACAAAAAAAACGAUAACGUAUCGUUCGGUUCUUUUUGGAAGUGUCUCAUGACCAAACUUAAAGUUAAUCAAAAGGAUUCAAAAUUGUUAUCUUUUGAUGCGCUUUGGCUGACCACGUGAGAUUUGUUCUCGUUGAAAAUUACGAAUUUUAGACACUCGGAACUGCUUGUAUGAGAUGUUUUGUAAAACUGCACAUAAUCGUGAAUGUGAUGAAUAUAAUAUGAUUAAAUGAUGAUGAUAUUAAAGGAAAUUACUGCAAAUAAACGAGUUCCAGAAAAUAUUCAUUACCCCCCCCGCCCCCUCCCCAAGGAAGGUAACGUAAAUUCCGAGGGCAGGAGAGGGGUGCAAAAGGUGGCGAUUUCCGAGGGGGUGGCUUUUAUCUGGGAAAUGAAAGAAGGUAAAUAUACAAUGACCCUCUCUAAGAUUCAGGUCUGUGCAAAUUUUCACAUGCGAUACAUUAUUCGGAGAAAUGUUUUGGCUAAAUUUACAGAGUUUUGAAUGGUGACCCCAUGUUAGUGCAUGCCCCUCAGACAUGGCUGCCGGAAAUCAACGGAAACAUCUAUUACCGAGUUUUGCUACAAAAGCAUGGAUUCAUCCCUCGAGGGGAACUCAUAAACUUUUCCUAAAACAAGGACAGUUCAGAAUCUGUUCAAAAUCCCCCAACAGCUUUCUUGGUCGCCAAGUACAUGCUGUGUCACGCUCCAGGUUUGAAAUUCAAGCGGUACUCUAUCACAAAACCAAGAACCCUUUCGAAGUGAAAAUUUGCAAAAAAAAAAAUUAAGUUUAUGGCUGCUCUAAUACUACAGGUGACUAAAAACUCAGGAGGAUCGAUAAUUCUUAGUUUUGAAUUUUGGUGACGUCAUGUAAAAACCGAGAAUAUGCCCCCCUACGGCCCCGUAUAUGCCUUAAUCCGAGCCAUUUCUGGGUUCCAUGAAACUCUCACUCUCAAAACGAGGCCAAGUGCCAAACCUUUCUUGUGAAAAUGAGUUUUAUUUGCAUGAGAAUAAAAAUACAGUGUACAGGUAACAGUGGGCUAAAUACAUGUAAGCAUAAACAGCAGGUCAAACACUGACCAUGAUCCUCAAGAUAUUCUUUUGCACUGUAGAAUGUCAAUAAAAUUGGCUAAAAAUUGAGAAACAGAAAAUUAAAGUCCUCUGAAAAGUUUAUUGAUUGAGAUGUCAAAGCUGCGCGUAUCAGUAAAACCCCGGUUGCGUGACACCUUAACAGGAAUACAACGCACCGGAAUAAGUGGGAUGAAAAGGUCAAAGUUUCAACAUUCAACUUCUAGUAUAAUUUUCAAAAAUGGUGACAAACAAAAGCGAAUACAACGCUGCGAAUAGCUUUUAAAAGCGAAAAGAUGUAAUUUGUAAUAGAAUUAAGUAAAGAUAUGGUCCAUCUGAGCUCAUAAAUUUAGACAAGUACCGUGUGCAGAACACAUUGUUCGACAUUGUUGACAUGAUAUCUACGUAUCCCAUUGACUUUUUUGACAUAAUUGAACACUGUUGAAAAACGAUAAACAAACCUCAAGUACACAGAGAAUCGCCAAUAUUCGAUCCGUGAACGAAUGUCACAAAGUAGAUACCAUUUCCUGGGCGAGAAAAACUGUUUCCAACGCAGCACGAACGGUCAAGAAAAAGAUGAACAACGCUAUUAAUACGAAGACGGUCAAGGAAAAGAUGAACAACGCUUUUAAUACGAAGCGAUCGAGAAAAAGAUGAAUAACACUUUACAUGACCAGAGGCUGCAGAGGCAAACGUGUGCUAGCGUCUCAAAGCGAGGCACAUGUGUGUCGACACAAAAUCUCGCCAGUUCACUGCACAGGGAACCCAAAGAAAAUAGGGGUUGCGUUCUCGUACCUCGAAUGCAAAUAGUUUUAGAUGACGGAACGGCUUCUAAUUACAUCCUUCGACGUCAAAUGCGUGACGACAAGCACUCAAAUAAAAAGGAAGGCAAUUUUGAAAAAGAAAUUGAUGACAAAAACGCAAGAGAUUUUCAUCACUUCCUGACGAUAUUACUUCCUUUCUCGUAAACUAACGAAAAUUUGACAAACCGGGUGUAACAACAAUUGAUUGUUGUUUUCCUGGCUCAGAGUAUAACUCGAGUCAUCCAUGGCCAGCUCCCUAAUCCAGUUUAAAUACAGUAAUUGUGUUAAUAAAAAAUUUUAUUAGCUCAGCAUAAUAAUUUAUCACGUGCCUCGAGGAUUCAAGUGAAAAUCAAUGACUCUUAGCGUUUCUAACCAAUCAGAAGCCUUAGAGGAAGUUUGGCGUAGAAAUCUUCCCUGACGUCAUAAUUAGAAACCAAAAUAACUGCACCGCUCUGAUAGAAUAAAUUGAGGUUAUUCAACAGUUGUCUCUCAUUCCCAAGUUUUACUACCCAGUCCUUAAUCUAACAUCGAACAUUUCAUCCACUCUAGGUACGUCAAAGCAAGCCGGUUACUCAGAGUUGAUUUUUACAAAGGUAUGUUGUAAUUAUAAGUGAUGACUUCGCCAAAAUAUACUUUAACCACUUUUCUCUCGCAAAUUGAUACAGCCUCGUCCGAUAAAAAAAUACUCAUACAAACUUUUUUAAGUCAAUAUGGAUAAUUAACAACUAGUUUACGCGUCAGGCAUGCAUUCCUGGUUGAGAUCUAGCGGCAAGUUUGAGGAACAAGUAACACGCGUAAAAGCUGCUCGAGGCGAAACCGUAAGGGCAGUUCUAACUUCUUCAGCUCUCAGAGAAAUUCCCAAGUCCUUCAUAUCUUGAUAAACGCGCAGCUGACGCAAGAAACAAUUGUUUUAUAACAUUUUCAACGCGGUGGUUUAAAGAUCAAAAUUCCCUUUGCUACGCUUCAAUGCGUACAAACACGUCAUCAGCGUGCACAAUAUAAUGGGAAUGUAAAGCACGUUCACAAAUUUACCAGCUAUGCAACAAUUAAUGCAUGCAAUAUUAUUUUUUGCAAGUGAAACCCAACUUGGUGGUGAUAUCUGCGACAGAAUACAAAGCUCUGUGAAAUAGAAAAUUACUUAUUUACUAGAGUUGUUCCUUGAUAGGAAUCGGCUAUUACAUUCACUUCAAGUUUCAAUCGGCAUUCAAUACUGCUAUUUGGUAAACAGGUGUUUGAAAUGGUCUAACUUCUGAAUCAGCACGUAUUUUACAGUGCUACUCUAGAGAAAAUUAGCUCAUGGACAGUUCCUCAUGAUCAAUUAUUAAACCAAAACUUGAUUCAAAUUAGGCACCUGCACCUCUCUCAUUACAUCUGGUAUAUGGAAAUAGUAGAGACGCAGAUUUUUUUAUUCUAGAUGAAUAAAGAGCUACUAUUUUAUUCAGAAGUGACGAACUUGAAAACCUUAGGUUUUCAUGAUUCAGGAUGGACACACUGUGGUGUCAUCUCUCUAAGAUUUCAAAAAGUUACAAGGUUGAAGAAAGUUCUCCCUUUCAGCUGUCAUUAUACAUUUACUGUAAAUUAGUAAUCAAGAGAAGAACUUAAGUCUAACUGAUACGUUUGUCUAUUCUCAUCAACUUUUGCUGAAUAUUGUAUCGAUAUUGUAAGGCCGAAUUACAUAUUGAUCUCAAUGCGGUUGAAAAGGGUCAAGAGAGACUGAGACGGUGUGUCAGUCAGCACGUAUUUGUGAGAAAGAGUUGAAUAGAUUGGGCAACUCAUGGACCAAGCGUCUUCUUUUCUCACUGUAAAACUGAGGCCUUACCUUGCCUCUCCAUUCAGAAUAAAAAGCAAACAUCAGCUGAUCUCAGUGUCAUAAUUGGACGAGACGAUAACCCCUUAAAAAAAAGGCUAUAAGUUUUGUUCAAUUGUAAUGAUUGCUUAAUCACGCUAAAUAAAGUAUUCACUUUUCAUCCCUUUGCAGAUUAACGAUUCGUGAUGUUAGCCAUCAGGAAAAAACUGGUCAUUGUAGGUGAUGGUGCUUGCGGGAAAACCUGCCUUCUGCUGGUGUUUUCCAAAGAUGAAUUUCCCGACACGCAUGUGCCGACAGUUUUCGAAAACUAUGUAGCUGAUAUGAAAGUUGAUGGGAAAAUGAUAGAGUUAGCGUUAUGGGAUACAGCCGGACAAGAAGAUUACGACAGGUUACGGCCACUGUCUUAUCCCGAUACUGAUGUUGUCCUGAUGUGCUUUUCUGUCGAUAAUCCCGAUAGUUUUGAGAACAUCCCUGAAAAAUGGGCUCCUGAAGUACGACAUUUCUGCCCAAACGUACCAAUCAUUUUGGUCGGUAACAAGAAAGAUUUAAGACACGACGACAGGGUGAAGGAAGAGCUAUCAAGUAAACCAGCGUGUGUAACGAGCGAAGAGGGUUGUCUUAUGUGUGAAAGGAUCAAAGCCCAUGCUUACAUAGAAUGUUCUGCGAAAACGAGAGAGGGAGUCAGAGAUGUGUUUGAAACGGCCGCGAAGGCUGCACUGAAAUCUAGGCGUGACAAGCCUCACCAUUGGUUUAAAUGUCGUAUGCUAUAG
Molecule: messenger RNA, 5617 nt
Organism: Porites evermanni
Lineage: Eukaryota; Metazoa; Cnidaria; Anthozoa; Scleractinia; Poritidae
Source: the annotation of a GenBank genome assembly